Molecule: messenger RNA, 3532 nt
Organism: Papilio polytes (common Mormon)
Lineage: Eukaryota; Metazoa; Arthropoda; Insecta; Lepidoptera; Papilionidae
Gene: pug
Product: C-1-tetrahydrofolate synthase, cytoplasmic
Exons: 15
Coding region: 79-2880 (933 amino acids)
Biological process (GO): tetrahydrofolate interconversion
Cellular component (GO): cytosol
Molecular function (GO): ATP binding; methenyltetrahydrofolate cyclohydrolase activity; methylenetetrahydrofolate dehydrogenase (NADP+) activity
Source: RefSeq, a predicted model, not a curated record
UCUUUAGUAUGCAACUGUGCCUUCAACGUGACGCCGGCCGGUCUGUGAAUAUUUGAGUAAACAAUUCUCUGUGUGAUAAUGUGGAGUUCAGGAGAGAAUAUUGAUAAUGUUUAUAGGGCGAUCGAAGAUGACCUACGUCAACAAGUGUCGGAGCUCCGAGCCAAGUCUUCGGGUGCGCAGCCGCGGCUGGCCAUCGUGCAGGUCGGCGGCCGUGAAGACUCCAACGUAUACAUUCGAAUGAAACUGAGAGCUGCUGAGAAUAUUGGCAUCUUAACUGACUAUAUCCGACUGCCGAGAGACUACACGCAAACUGAUUUGCUGACGAAGAUAACAGCCCUGAACGAGUCCCCACUGGUGCACGGAAUUAUCGUUCAGAUGCCGCUGGACUCUAAACACCAAAUCGACGCACAUCUCAUCACUGACGCUGUCUCCUCGCACAAAGAUGUCGACGGUUUGAACACCGAGAACGAGGGUCGUGUAGCGAUCGGCGACUUCUCUGGCUUCCUGCCGUGUACUCCAGCGGGCUGUAUUGAGUUGAUCAAGCGCACUGGCAUUAGUAUAGCUGGCAAGCGCGCGGUGGUUCUGGGCCGCAGCCGUAUAGUCGGCACGCCAGUCGCCGAACUCCUCAAAUGGGAAAAUGCGACUGUUACCGUCUGCCACUCCAAGACUAACGACUUGAGCGAGAUCACAAAGACCGCUGAUAUCUUAGUGGUAGCUAUCGGCAGGCCUGAGAUGGUUCGUGGGUCUUGGAUAAAACCUGGAGCGGUUGUAAUUGAUUGCGGAAUUAAUCCUAUACCAGACGCGUCAAAGAGGAACGGCCAGCGUAUAGUCGGCGACGUGGCGUACGCGGAGGCGGUGCAGGUGGCGGGGCACGUGACGCCGGUGCCGGGCGGCGUGGGCCCGCUCACCGUCGCCAUGCUGAUGCGCAACACCGUGCUGGCCGCGCGCCGCCAGCUGCAGCGCCUGCUGCUGCCCGCCUGGCCGCUGCAGGUGUUGCGCCUCAACCCGCAGACACCGCCGCCCAGUGACAUAGUGAUAGCGCGGUCUCAGAAGCCGAAGCACAUCGCGCGGCUGGCGGAGGAGAUAGGCCUGUUCCCCAGUGAGGUGUCGCAGUACGGCAGCACCAAGGCCAAGAUCUCCCUUUCCGUGCUCGACCGCCUGCGCGACCAGCGCGGCGGCAAGUACAUCGUUGUCGCAGGUAUAACGCCGACGCCGCUGGGCGAGGGCAAGAGCACGACGCUGCUGGGCCUGGUGCAGGCGCUGUGCGCGCACCGCGGCCGCAACGCCUUCGCCUGCAUGCGACAGCCCAGCCAGGGUCCCACCUUCGGGGUCAAGGGAGGAGCUGCCGGCGGAGGAUACUCACAGGUUAUCCCCAUGGAGGACUUUAACCUCCAUCUAACUGGGGACAUCCACGCGGUCACCGCGGCCACCAACUUGCUGGCAGCGCAAAUGGAUGCUAGAAUAUUCCACGAGCUGACGCAGAAGGACGGGCCGCUGUACGACCGGCUGGUGCCGAAGGUGAAGGGCGUCAGGAAGUUCUCCGCCGUGCAGCUGCGGCGGCUGAAGAGGCUGGGUAUAGACAAGACAGACCCCGACUCACUCACAAACGAGGAAAGGACCCAAUUCGCCAGACUUAAUAUUGAUACAAACAAGAUUAUGUGGAGAAGAGUUGUGGACUUGAACGAUAGAUACCUACGAAAAAUAACUAUCGGUCAAUCGCCGACGGAGAAGGGCUUUACUCGGGAGACUGCGUUCGAUAUUUCCGUUGCGUCAGAGAUAAUGGCCAUCCUGGCGCUCGGCAAGGACGUGGAAGACAUCAAGCAGCGCCUGGCUUCCAUGGUGGUCGCACUCGACACCAGCGGGCAACCCGUCACUGCUGAUGACCUGGGUAUGACUGGCGCGCUGCUGGUGCUGCUGCGGGAUGCGCUGGAGCCGACGCUGAUGCAGACGCUGGAGGGCACGCCGGUGCUGGUGCACACGGGGCCCUUCGCCAACAUCGCGCACGGCUGCUCCUCCAUCCUGGCCGACAGGAUCGCCAUACAGCUCGCCGGGGAGCGCGGCUUCGUCGCCACUGAGGCCGGCUUCGGCUCCGACAUCGGAAUGGAGAAGUUCUUCGACAUAAAGUGUCGCGCGAGCGGGGACACGCCGCACUGCGUGGUGCUGGUGGCGACGGUGCGCGCUCUCAAGAUGCACGGCGGCGGCCCGCCCGUCGCGCCCGGCCUGCCGCUGCACCACGACUACGUGCAGGAGAACGUAGAACUGCUAAAGAAGGGCCUGUGCAACCUGGGCAAGCACAUCAGCAACGGCAACGCGUUCUCGGUGCCAGUCGUCGUCGCCAUCAAUCGUCACGGUAACGACACCGAAGUGGAGUUGAAGUUGGUGAAGGAGUUUGCGGAGGCGAGCGGCGCCUUCCGCGCGGUGGUGUGCGAGCACUGGGCGCGCGGCGGCGCGGGCGCGCUGGCGCUCGCGGACGCCGUCAUCGAAGCCUGCGCCGCCCCUUCGCACUUCUCCUAUCUCUACCCGCUCUCCCUCACCAUACAGGAGAAAGUGCUUACCAUCGCCAAGCAGAUGUACGGCGCCGGACAAGUAGAGUACACUGACGAAGUACUGGAGAAGAUAAAAGUCUUCACUGCUAUGGGGUACGACAAGCUGCCGGUCUGCAUGGCGAAGACGUCCAACUCGCUGACAGGCGACCCGGCGGUGAAAGGCGCGCCCACUGGCUUCACGUUGCGCGUCACCGACAUGUUCGUGUCGGCGGGCGCCGGCUUCGUGGUGCCCGUGUGCGGCGAGAUCAGCAAGAUGCCCGGCCUGCCCACGCGGCCCAGCAUCUACGACAUUGACCUCAACACGCGCACCAUGGAAAUAGAGGGCCUCUUCUAACAGGCUCCUGAACCCUUCAUUCGACGGAGUUUUUGGUGACAAAAAAUAUUAAGGGUCUGUCCCAAAAUUCAAUUUUAAAAUAUUUGAUGCAAAUAUCGGACUUUGGUACUCUGUCUGAAAGUGACGUCACUUUUAAGCUAUCUGAGCCUCUAUCAGCCAAUGAUGGGACAGGCCCUAAUUGUUCCCAACAUUUUAAAAUCAAAAUCUCACGUAUUUUUCUCUACACCAAUUUAAAACAUUUUUUUAAUUAGUUGUUCGUCACUAGACACCAUUGAAUUAAGGGUUAACCUUCAGUUUUAGAAUAGUUAAAGUGUCCAGUUAACAUUUUAUCUGCCACUUUCAAUUUAUAUAUUCGCUUUUGCUUUCUUUUAUAUUAUUCAAAUGACAAUUGACAAUGACAAUUUUAAUCAGACCCCUCACAACCGUACUGUUGGUUUGUCAGCCGAUACGAAGCGGUUCAAAUUCUUUCAAAGUUCUAGUUUAUAAUGAUAUUAAAAAAGACGGCUUGAGGAAACAACUAAAUUACAAGUUAUUACUGAUGGGAAAAGUAUUCCCAUUGGGCGGUAUUCCCGACAUUAAUUAAAAUCAAUAGAAUUGUCUUUAAUCGUAUUCUUAUAUACACUUAUAUUUAAUAAAUUUUUAUGGGACCAAA